AUGGAAGAGAAGCGUGCACCCAGCGGCUCUCCGCCGCAGUCGUCGACGCCUGGCGGCACACACGCCCCCACUCAGCCCUCGGAGGGCGGCCAUCCUCGGACCCACUUCGACGCCGAGAAGCUCGACAAGAAGCUGACGCGCAUGCGUUCCGAUGGCAAGGUUGAGAUCACCGAAGAUGAAUGCUACGACGAGCUCGGCUACAACUUCCCCACUUGGAAAAAGUGGACGAUCCUCACCGUCAUCUUUUGGAUUCAGGUUUCGAUGAACUUCAACACCUCGCUCUACUCGAACGGUCUCACAGGCAUCUCGGAGGAGUUUGGUGUUAGUCUGCAGGCGGCGCGAUGCGGUGCCAUGAUCUUCCUGGUCGCAUAUGCCUUCGGAUGCGAGCUGUGGGCUCCGUGGUCCGAAGAAGUGGGACGAAAGCCCAUCCUGCAGCUCAGUCUCUUCUUGGUCAACAUCUGGCAACUUCCCGUCGCCCUCGCUCCCAACUUUGCCUCGAUCAUGGUAGGACGCUUCCUGGGCGGUCUUUCGUCGGCUGGUGGCUCCGUGACGCUCGGAAUGAUCGCCGACAUGUGGGACGUCGACACCCAGCAGUACGCCGUAGCGUACGUCGUGUUCUCUUCGGUGGGCGGCAGUGUCCUUGGCCCCGUCGUCGGCGGCUUUGUUGAAGCGAACCUGAAUUGGCGGUGGACCAUCUGGAUCCAGCUCAUCUUCGGAGGUGCUGUUCAGCUUGCGCACCUUUUGCUCGUCCCCGAGACUCGUUCGACCAUCAUGAUGGAUCGCAUCGCCAAGAAGUGGCGCAAGUCCGGCAAGAACCCCAACAUCUAUGGACCCAACGAGCUUCGUCCUUUCAAGGAGCGCUUUUCUGCCAAGGAGAUUCUCGUCACCUGGAUUCGACCUUUCCAUAUGUUCCUGACCGAGCCCAUCGUCUUGGUGCUCUCUCUUCUUUCCGGGUUCAGCGACGCGCUCAUCUUUAUUUUUCUGCAAUCGUACUCUCUGGUGUACAAGCAGUGGAACUUCAGCACCGUCGACGUCGGUCUUGCAUUCUUGCCACUUCUGGUCGGAUACUUCAUCGGCUACGGUAUUUACAUCGUUGCCAUCGGGCACAUGCGGAAACUCAAGGCCGCCAAACCGGAUAGCGAGUAUGCGCAGUUCGAGUCGCGUCUUUACUGGCUCUUGUUCGUGGUACCGCUCCUGCCGAUCGGCCUAAUCGGAUUCGCCUGGACCUCGGUCGGCCCGCCUGUCCACUGGAUGGGCACCAUGGUGUUCGCCGCCUGUAUUGGGGUAGGGAACAUUUCUAUAUAUGCUUCUACAAUUGGUCAGUCUUUCUUCACGGUUCCACUAUCGCUUUCGUCGUCACCAACAUCAAACCUGAUGAUGGUGCUGCGAGCAAUCAAGAUGGCGACGAAGACGAGUGUUCCUCCGUGA
Messenger RNA from Pseudozyma hubeiensis SY62, 1428 nucleotides. Its product is annotated as multidrug transporter. The transcript has a single exon. Gene Ontology annotation, molecular function: transmembrane transporter activity. Lineage: Eukaryota; Fungi; Basidiomycota; Ustilaginomycetes; Ustilaginales; Ustilaginaceae. The coding region runs from base 1 to 1428 and encodes 475 amino acids. Gene Ontology annotation, biological process: transmembrane transport. The record is from RefSeq and is a predicted model, not a curated record.